AAACUAUAUGCUUUCUAUUAAUACCAAAACAAAUUCCAAACGAUAACAAAAUUCUCUCUACAGAAACCCUUCCAAAUCAAUGUCUCAAUCCUCUUUUGAUCUCCAAGAUAUCCUUUUAGAUAGAAGAAUACAAAUUGCAGAAAACUUAUCAAAAUUAAGAGAUUAUUAAGAAGAAAGAGAAAAAGAGUUUCGCUAAAGGGAAAAAGAAUAUUAAAGAGCCAAGAAGAAAGUUCAUCUAUAUUAAGUAAUAAAUCAAAGAUUCAGAGCACAAUCAUUUAUUGAAGAACAACAUCAAUAAGCAAAAUUACUUGAAAGAUCAAUAAAAUAUGUUCCAAUGACUAAUAAAUCAGUUAACGAAUCAAAAUUAUUAACUUUGAAAAUGAAUUUAGAACCCCUUAGAACCAAAGCAAAAUAAAUUAAACCAUAUAUUGAUCAUGAUGUGAUGGUAACCUAAAAAUGGAAGGAAUUUUGA
Molecule: messenger RNA, 472 nt
Organism: Paramecium octaurelia
Lineage: Eukaryota; Ciliophora; Oligohymenophorea; Peniculida; Parameciidae
Source: the annotation of a GenBank genome assembly